This is a messenger RNA of Dichotomopilus funicola, 3219 nucleotides long. RefSeq lists its product as uncharacterized. The record is from RefSeq and is a predicted model, not a curated record. The transcript is spliced from 5 exons. NCBI's taxonomy places the organism in Eukaryota, Fungi, Ascomycota, Sordariomycetes, Sordariales, Chaetomiaceae. Bases 1 to 3219 code for a protein of 1072 amino acids. Gene Ontology annotation, biological process: nucleotide-excision repair, DNA gap filling; DNA recombination; double-strand break repair via nonhomologous end joining. Gene Ontology annotation, cellular component: DNA ligase IV complex. Gene Ontology annotation, molecular function: DNA binding; DNA ligase (ATP) activity; ATP binding.
AUGCCCUUCCCCUUCUCCCACGUCAGCGACCUCCUCCAACACCUCGAGGACAACCGUCUCGCCCGCUCCGGCGUCCGAACCAACGCCAGCCUCAUCCACGAGUGGUUCCGGGCCCACCGUGCCUUGCUCGCCCGCGACGACCACGCCAAUGCCCCCUUGCUCUCGGCCCUCCUCCCAGAGAAGCGGACGGACAGGGUGUAUUUCAUCCGGGAGAAGAAGCUUCAGACCAUUAUUGGCCGGGCACUGGGCUUGGGACGGUCGCGGAUUGCGGAGUUGGGACGGUGGACGAAUCCGGCGGCGGGGAAGGAUUUGGCGGAGUGUGUGGAGGGGAUUUUGAGGCAGACGCCGAACCCCGGAGACAACCCUGUAACGGUGGAAGAGAUUGACCAACUUCUCCACCGGAUUGCCGCGGCCUGUCGGUUCAGCUCGCCGGCGGUGCGCAGCUCGGCGGGAAACCAGCCAGCAGACCAGGAGCUCUCCAUCGGCGGCUUGUACCAGCGGGUGUCGGCCCGGGACGCGAAAUGGCUCACGCGCCUGAUCCUCAAAAACUAUGAGCCCCUUGUUUUGGACUUGAGGGUUGUCUGCUCGGGCUAUCACCCCUUGCUGCCGGCCAUUCUCAAAGUUCAAGACGAUUUGGCUGUUGCUGGGCGCAUACUAGACUCCUUAAAACGCGGGGAUGCGGCGACGGAAACUGAUUUGGCUGAGCACCUCAAGCCUGCGCUCGGGGUAAAGGUUGGCAGACAAACAUGGCUCAAGGGACGCAGCAUCAAGCACUGUUUGUCCAUGCUGCAGGGGCGGUUCAGCUGUGAGGAGAAGAUGGAUGGCGAGUAUUGUCAGAUUCAUAUCGAUCUCAGCAAGGGGCACAAUUGCAUCCAGAUCUUUUCAAAGAGCGGCAAAGACAGUACCAAGGACCGCUUUGCCUUGCAUGAUUCGAUCCGAAAGUCACUGCAGCUCGGCCAGCCAUCGUGUCCUUUGAAACAGAGCUGUAUCCUGGAAGGCGAGCUUGUAGUGUACAGCGACAAAGACCACAAGAUACUCGACUUCCACAAGAUCAGAAAGCACGUCUCCCGAUCAGGCUCGUUCUUGGGCACCGACCAAGACUCGCCGCCACAUCCCUGGGAGCACCUUAUGAUUGUCUACUACGACAUUCUCAUGGUCGACCAGGAGUCCCUUCUCGCGGUCCAGCACUCCAAAAGGUUCCAGCGCCUCAAGGACCUCAUCACUCUCAUCCCCGGCCGGUCAUCGAUUGUGAAGCGGGAAGUCCUCGACUGCGCCAGGUCGUCUGCCCGGUCAGACUUGCGCCGCGCCUUUGCCAAGUGCAUCACAGCCCGUGGAGAGGGUCUUGUCCUCAAGGCAGAUGACCCCUACUUUGACUUUGCCACCCAGCAGCGUCCAUACCGGUGCUGUGCCAUCAAGCUCAAGAAGGAGAGCAUUGGCCAUUUUGGCGAAAUUGGCGACUUUGCCGUAGUCGGAGCACGGUUUGACCCGACCAAGGCACGCACAUACACUAACAUACGAAACCUAAAAUGGACUCACUUCUACCUUGGCUGUCUAGAGAACAAAGAGGAGGUGCAGCGGUUUGGGAAGCAGCCGCAGUUCGUGGUCACCAACGUGGUCGAGUUGAACGCCGUACAACUAGCUUCGUUCGUCUCGGCGGUUAACCCAGAGUCGGUCCUCCCAGAGGACAACACGGCCAUCCGGCUCCGCAUCGAGCCCGGCAUCGACGGGGGCAAGCGGCCCUCGCUCAUCUUCCCCACGCCCCCGGUCUUUGAUCUCCGCUGUUUUUCGUUUGACAAAGAGGGCAACACCGGGUUUUGGAGCCCACGAUUCCCUACAGUCGCCAAAAUCCACACCGACCGAACCUACCACGAUACCAUCUCAUUUUCUGAACUCCAAGACAUGGCGAACCGGGAGCGCGAGAUGCCUCCUCCUGAUGACAGCCAGGAGCUCCUGCGCUGGAUUGCUGCUUUGGAGCAGUCGGACCGCUGUAAGGGAAUGAAUGUCCCCAGCCAGUCGACGACCAUUUCUUCUUCCCCGACCUCGGCGGGCGCACACACGCCGCAGUCGCCCCGCUGUUCCCUCCUGCCCGGCAACCAAGCCGCGAGGCAAGCACGAUCCCCGCAACCACAGCCACAAAAACCUGCCCCAAAGCCAGCUACCAGGACUCCCCUGGCCGCGCACCCGCCCGGGUCCCGGCCCCUCGCCGAGGUCGCCCCCUCUCUCCUGGAGGGUGCGGCCAAGAUCAAGGAGGGCGCAGCCCAGAUCAAGGAAGGCCGCAAACGGCUACUGGAGCUGGGGCCCUCGUCCCAUGUUGAAGAGGCGGAGAGAAGCAAGAUCCGACGGCGGUCCCCCUCUCGAGGGACUUACGCGUCAUUUUCAUCGUCCCUUUCGCCCGACACCGCUAAACAGCCCAACACCGCUAAACAGCCCAUCGCUGCGAGGCAGGCCGACGCCACGGGGAUGCGAAACUCGUCGCGGGAUACAGUGGAUGGGUUGGUUCAGUGUGGUGCGAGCCUGAUUCGUCGCGUUGGUACCGCCGCGGCGGGGGAUUUGGGGGUAGUUGACGAUGGUCUUGACGGGGGUCGAGAGAAGGUCCCGUCCGGUCAUGUUUUGGUCAGCAACGACACCGACAAUGACAUCAACGGCAGCGGACACACCAAUGGCCUCGGAAACGGCAACAGCAACAAACAUGACAACAACAACAGUAGCGCCAACAAGCCCAACAAGCAACCUCCUACGUGCCGGUUGCUGGGAACGGCCUGCAAAAUACAGGACUACUCGUUCCUUCUCGCGCCUUGCAUCGCCGACUACCCCUGGGUCACCGACGAUAUGCUCCGGGGACAUGGAGUGACGCAGUUUCUGCGGGAUCCGAGAGAGUGGGCGAAUUCUGCAGCUGCUGACCACCCCAACACGCACGGCCACAACCAAACCCAAAGCAACAAACCCACCCCCCAAACUAAAAUCAUCCUCGUCGACCGCCGCCGCGUACACGCCACCAAAACUUUCCUACGCUCCGUCGAGGCCGCUCGUUUACACAACCCGCGCACCGGCAAGCGUGAGUGGGUGCCUGUGUACGACUGGCAUGUAUUGGGGGCGCUUUGUGAGGAGGAGCGGAAGAUGGGGAAUAUUGAGGGUGCUUCGCGGCAGAGUGCGAUGGGGAGGUUGGAGGUGGGGAAUGCGGCGGGGGUUUGGAGGCGGUUUUGGGUUGGGUUGGCGUAG